This is a messenger RNA of Episyrphus balteatus (marmalade hoverfly), 1159 nucleotides long. It is a transcript of the gene Ciao1, whose product is annotated as probable cytosolic iron-sulfur protein assembly protein Ciao1. Lineage: Eukaryota; Metazoa; Arthropoda; Insecta; Diptera; Syrphidae. Gene Ontology annotation, cellular component: cytosolic [4Fe-4S] assembly targeting complex. Gene Ontology annotation, molecular function: protein binding. Gene Ontology annotation, biological process: iron-sulfur cluster assembly. The record is from RefSeq and is a predicted model, not a curated record. Bases 97 to 1107 code for a protein of 336 amino acids. The transcript has 2 exons.
CAAAAAUUACUUGACUGACACUUUGACAUUUUUAUCAAAACCAAAAAAAUUCCGAUAAAUCCUCAUUAUUUUAAUUUUAUAGAAAAAAAGUAAAAUAUGGGAAAAUUAAUUGAACAAUUCGCCGCCCUACAAGGUCAUAAAGGCCGAAUCUGGGGCGUCGACUGGCACCACAAAGGCAAUGCAUUCGCUUCCUGCGGUGAAGACAAAACAAUACGCAUUUGGUCACAAAAUGGACAAAAUUGGACAACAAAAACAAUUCUAUCUGAUGGACAUCAACGAACAAUACGGGAAGUCUCAUGGUCACCUUGUGGACAAUUCCUAGCUUCGGCUAGUUUUGAUGCUACAACUGCCAUUUGGAGUAAAACAUCAGGAGAGUUUGAAUGCAAUGCAACUCUCGAAGGACACGAAAACGAAGUUAAAAGUGUCAGUUGGUCUGUUUCGGGUUCCCUCCUUGCCACAUGCAGUCGUGACAAAUCCGUUUGGAUUUGGGAAGUCGCUGGCGAUGAUGAGUUCGAAUGCGCCGCUGUUUUAAAUUCACAUUCGCAAGAUGUUAAAAAAGUUGUCUGGCAUCCGUAUGAAGAGAUCCUAGCUUCGGCAAGCUAUGACAACACAAUCAAACUAUACAAAGAGAAUACUUUAGAUAGUGACUGGGAAUGUACAGCGACUUUAGCUUCACACACGUCGACAGUUUGGAGUAUUGCAUUUGAUCAAUUUGGUAAACGACUAGCUUCUUGUUCUGAUGACAAGACAGUCAAAAUAUGGCAAGCUUACCUCCCCGGCAACGAAGAAGGCAUCCAUACACCUGACAAUGAAACCGUUUGGAAGUGUGUGUGUACCAUUUCUGGGGAGCAUACGAGAGCGGUUUAUGAUAUAAGUUGGUGUCAUCAGACGGGAUUGAUUGCGACAGCGUGUGGAGAUGAUUCCAUUCGCAUAUUCAAAGAAGACGAAGGUUCGUCAAAGAAUGAACCAACUUUUUCACUGGUCACUUCUGUGGAUAAGGCACAUUUGCAGGAUGUCAAUUGUGUGAAAUGGAAUCCGUCAGUAGCUGGUCAGUUGUUGUCGUGUAGUGAUGAUGGUAAUAUUAAAAUUUGGAAUUUUGUUGAGUAGUUUUUUUGUCCAAAAUAGAGAAAGAGAGUGGGAAAUAUAUAUAUUUUUAUUG